GCGGGUCCUGGGGCUCCGAUCAGCUGAUUCACGGCUGGGGCGCGGGGCGGGGCCUGCAGGGUGAAGGGGCGGGGCUUGAUUUAAAGAGGCCGCAGCGCGAGGGUUGGGCUGAGCCGGCGGACGGGCUCCCGCGGGGGACAAACUAGUGAGAACAUGGGGGAAAUUCUGUGUAUAAAAGCUCGGAAACCAGGAUGCUGCGGUUGCUGCUCAGAGAGAGAGGGCCCUCAACACCACCAGGAGCCCCAGCAUGUGGAAGUGGAGUCUACAUUGGAGCUCACAGGUCUAAACAAAGUGCCACAUUCUGUGACUUCAUUCCCAUCACCAUGGUUCCACACACUCCAGGUAGAGAGGUCUCGGAAAAAGAGUCGGCGAAGUAACAGUGAUCCUUUCCAGGAGAGAAAGUUCAUGGAGAGACACCAAUGGAGACGAGGCCUCCCAUUUGGAACUGCCACAUCCUAUCUGCAUCUUGAGAAGCUCUGCGAAGGUUCUUAUUCUACAGUUUACAAAGGGAUCAGCAGAAUCAAUGGCCAAUUGGUGGCUCUGAAAGUUAUCAGUCUGGAAACAGAGGAGGGAGUGCCUGUUACAGCCAUUCGGGAAGCUUCCCUUCUCAAGCAUUUGAAACAUGCCAACAUUGUGGUCCUGCAUGACAUUUUCCAGACAACAGAGACUCUGACAUUUGUCUUUGAAUAUAUGCACACAGACCUGGCACAAUACAUGGCCCAACAUCCAGGAGGACUUCAUCCUCACAAUGUUAUGAUUUUUAUGUUCCAGCUUUUGCGAGGCCUGACUUACAUCCACAACCAACUCAUUCUUCACCGUGAUCUGAAACCCCCAAACUUGCUCAUCAGUUGCCUUGGUGAGCUCAAAUUAGCUGACUUUGGUCUGGCCCGUGCCAAAUCUAUCCCUAGUCACACAUAUUCUUGUGAGGUGGUGACACUCUGGUAUCGUCCUCCUGAUGUGCUACUUGGAGCCACUGAUUAUUCCUCUGAGUUGGAUAUCUGGAGUGCUGGCUGUAUAUUUGUGGAAAUGUUGCAAGGUCAGCCCUUGUUUCCAGGAGUUUCUGGUGCUCUUGAACAACUGCAAAAGAUCUGGACAAUAUUGGGGGUCCCAAGUGAGGGCACAUGGCCAGGACUUUCCAAGCUUCCCAACUAUAAGCCAGAGAGGAUUGUCUCCAGCAGACCUCAGAGGCUCCGAAUGAUCUGUGACAGACUGGGCAGGGUGCCAGGAGCUGAAGACCUGGCAUCAAGAAUGCUGAAAACAUUUCCUAGAGAGCGGGUCUCUGCACAAGAUGCGCUUGUCCAUAACUUUUUCAGCCCUCUGCCUGCUCAGCUGCAUCAGCUUCCAGAUGCACAAUCACUGUUUACAGUCCCAGGAGUGAGGCUGCAACCAGAAAUCUGUGACAUAUUUGUUCCUCACCAGAAGCAUCAUCCCCAAGCCAGUUCCAGCAAGUUCUGGUGAAAUAUCAGAAUGAUCAACUUCCUUUUGGGGUUACAAGUAACACCUGUUGCUGAAAGAUCAUGGGGCUUCCCAGAAAUAACUACAGAAACAUCCAUUUUAUCCAGUUUGCUUACAUUUAGCAUUUGAGAGCAGUUUGUGCAUACUCCAGGAAUGCUCACCCUGCAGCACACAGAGCCAUGACGUCAGGCCUGCAAGGACUCCCCACAGGUUAUAAAAUUUGGUGGUAGAGGAGCAAUGGAAGUACUGUUUCCAAAUUCCCACGCCCCACAUGGGAGGUCAGAGCUAGGCCAUGCCCCCUCCCCCCUGCAUGGCCAGAUUGGGGUUGGGCCACACCACCUCCCCCCAUGCAUCCAGGUCACACCCUGUUGUCCCCCACCAAUGGAGCCAUGCUCCCUCUACCCCACCCCGCUGUGGGGCUGGGUUGGGGCCGGGCCAUGCCCCCUCCCCACCAUGGGACCCAGCUAGGCCCCUUCCCUCCCCUGCAGGGCUGGUCAGGACUGGGACACGUCCUCUCCCCCCACAUGGUCAAAUUGGGACCAGGCUGUACCCUGUACCUUUGCAUGGCCAGAUGGGGCCUCAACAUGGCCACCUGGGUACUAAAUUGAGACCACCAGCUGGAUUUGGUCCAUAGGCAGACCAGGCACUGCCCAUCCAGCCCACUGGGGGAGAAGGUUGGGCACCACUGGUCUGGCCAGUUUCACAGGUUUCUUUGCAUAGUCAGAGGGGUCCUGGAUCCAUAAACACAUGUAACAUUCAAUUCCACUGAAGUCUCUAAGCAUAGCCAGUUAAGUAAAAUUAUGCUCAUGCUUUAGUGUUGGCAGAAUCAAUGCAAUACAUUUUUCUGCUAAAGCUUCUGUCUAAUGCAUUUGAAAGCUUGUCUAACUUCAUCCCAACUAUGCAGUUGGUCCAAUAAAAGAUAU
Alligator sinensis (Chinese alligator) is the source of this 2378-nucleotide messenger RNA. RefSeq names its product cyclin dependent kinase 15 (gene CDK15). Bases 154 to 1458 code for a protein of 434 amino acids. Gene Ontology annotation, molecular function: ATP binding; cyclin-dependent protein serine/threonine kinase activity; cyclin binding. Gene Ontology annotation, cellular component: cytoplasm; cytosol; nucleus. The transcript has 15 exons. The record is from RefSeq and is a predicted model, not a curated record. NCBI's taxonomy places the organism in Eukaryota, Metazoa, Chordata, Crocodylia, Alligatoridae. Gene Ontology annotation, biological process: protein phosphorylation.